This is a messenger RNA of Alligator sinensis (Chinese alligator), 957 nucleotides long. Its product is annotated as olfactory receptor 56-like. Bases 13 to 957 code for a protein of 314 amino acids. Gene Ontology annotation, cellular component: membrane. The transcript has a single exon. Gene Ontology annotation, molecular function: G protein-coupled receptor activity; olfactory receptor activity. NCBI's taxonomy places the organism in Eukaryota, Metazoa, Chordata, Crocodylia, Alligatoridae. The record is from RefSeq and is a predicted model, not a curated record. Gene Ontology annotation, biological process: G protein-coupled receptor signaling pathway.
CAUGAAGAGGAAAUGAAGAGUGGGAACAAAACUUCUUUGGCAGACUUCAUUCUGCUGGGACUCCUGAGCCGGACCAAAGUGCAAAAGUUCUCCCUGGCCAUAAUCUUAUUAGCCUUCAUCAUUGCCUUGUCUGGCAAUGCUCUCCUCAUACUUCUAAUCAAAGUGGAUUCCUCCCUUCACACCCCCAUGUACUUUUUCCUAAGUCAGUUGGCCUUCAUGGACAUCUGUCAGACUCUGAUUGUUGUUCCCAAAAUGGCAGCAGACUUCCUGACCCCAGGCAACCCCAUUUCUCCAGCUGGCUGUGGGGUUCAGAUUUUCCUCUCCUUGGCAAUGGGUGUAUCGGAGUGUCUCCUUCUGGCAGUCAUGGCUUAUGACAGGUAUGUAGCCAUUUGCAAUCCCUUGCAAUACCCCAUCCUCCUGAGCAGGAGAGUCUGCCUGGGCGUGACAAGUGGGGUUUGGAUCGGAGCAUCUGCAAAUGCCUUGAUUCUUACAGCUUCUACAAUGCACCUGCCCUACUGUGGCACUAAAGAGAUUAAUCACUUCUUCUGUGAGAUCCCAGCCCUGCUCAAAUUGUCCUGCUCUGACACAUCCCAAUAUGAGACUCUGCUGUUUAUGUGUGCCAUUGUUUUGCUCCUCGUCCCCUCUUCUGUUAUCCUAGCCUCUUAUGCUCGCAUCCUUGCUGCAGUCCUAAGGAUGAAGUCAACCAAAGGACAGCAGAAAGCUCUGGCCACUUGUUCCUCCCACCUGACUGUGGUGGGCAUGUUUUACGGGGCAGCCAUCUUCAUGUACAUGAGACCCAGCUCCUACCACUCCCCAGAGCAAGACAAGAUUGUGUCUCUGUUUUACACAAUUGUGCCCCCAGUACUGAAUCCACUCACCUACAGCCUGAGAAACAGGGAUGUCUUAAGAGCCCUAAGAAAGCUGUUUGGAAAUUGCAGAGUCUUCCAACAAAAUUGA